AGAGAUGCAAAAGAAAACAAUUAUAAACAAUAAAAACAGUCGCUGGAGCUGCAGGUUUGAUUAGAGCCCUUUACCAGCUACAGUUUAUUUUACUUUCACAUCUCUGUUAUGUAGUUUUUAGACAGAUAUUUUGAGUCAGCAUCGUCGUUUUAGGUUAUCCAAGUGUAACUGUUUAUCGUUUGACAUCUUAAAGUAGGCUAAUCAACGCAUUUAACAGUUAACAGUACACAGUCGGUGCGAAAACAACGUUUCUUUAGAAAAAUCUCCUCAAGAUCGAUAGAUAUCUUUUAUAUAGGCCUACUAAAAUUAAGACGUCAUGUCACCUGUGGAUGUAUGGGUAGGCUCUUGGAGGCCCCAUAAGCCAAGGGGCCCCAUUGCUGCAAUGUAUAACAGUCCAGGGCCAACAUAUGCUCUGCCAGGGGCAACUGGAAUGAAUAAUCAUGACCCACGUAUGCAGAAAGGCCCAGCGUUUAGCUUCGGCAUACGUCAUCACAACUUUCAUGGCAACUAUUCUCCAGGACCCGGAUACCUCGUUCCCUCCAACAUCACGAGGGUGGGUCGGGAUGGGACACCUGCGUACUCUGUCUAUGGCCGUCGCAAGGAUAUCCAGCCCUUCCAGACCCCUGGCCCAGGCAGUUACUCUCCUGAAAAUGCAACAAAAGCCACCUAUCUCUCACCCCCUGCAUUCACCUUAUCUGCAAGGACUAAGUUGUUCCGUAAUGACCAAACUCCAGGUCCAGCUGCGUACAUGCUUCCCCCAGUUUUAGGACCAAAAGUUGUAAAUAAAACAUCUGCCCCAAACGUCUCCUUCAGCGGUCGUAGUGCAAUCGGCAGCUUCCAUGAAGAUCUACGAAAGACUCCAGGCCCAGGGACGUACCAAGUGGUGGAUCCAUGUGUGUACAAACACAAAGGGCCUCAGUACAGUAUGACAGGUCGUAACAUGAUGCCUGGAGACAUGACCAAGAAGCCAGGACCUGGAGCCCACUAUCCAGAAAUGGUUUGCUUCACAAGAGCCAAAGCUCCCAGCUUCUCCUUUGGAAUUCGUCAUUCUGAGUACGUCGCUCCAACAAUUGUGGAUGGUGAAGAUUAAGCAGGUCAUUUCGAAAUAAAUUCUGUCACCUAAGCUAUAAUCUGUCAUAUCAGGUCUUAAUAUUGCUAGUCAUGGUGUUCUAGUAAAAAUCUUGCUCAAAGAUGCAAUAAUUGUGCCACAAUAUGAGAAUUAAGCUACUUUAUCACUACUUCAGUCUGCAGUUAUUAUGCUUCAGAAAUGUUUUUAAAAUCUCACAAAAUCAAAAUGUAUGCUUAUUUUGUUACCGCACAUACUUAGCCUUAAGGGGAAUCAUUAAUUUGUGCAAGUUGAGCCCGUCAAAAAAAUUGUAAUCUUGAAUCAAAAACUAACCAGUGGCUGUCCUUCUCUGAUGAUGUCAGUUGGAUAGCUUGGUUGAAAUAUGCUUUACCACGCCCGUCGAACUGUUCUUGUGUUGCAAGUGAAGGAUGAGAGGAGGAGUGCAAAAAUUAAACUCCGCCCCCCACUAAAUAUUUUAUUAAAUUUGAAAAUACAUGAUCAUACUAAAAUAAAGAGCCUGCAGCAACCUCCGGUUGACACAGACUUUAACUUUUUGAUUUGAUGCUUAAAAAAUGGUUAAAGUUUUGAAAAUAGCUGUAUCCAGACUACUCAAAAGACCAUUUAUUGAAAAGAACCAUACAAAACCAAGAAUCCAUUUCCACCAUGAAGAAUCUUUUUGAAACUAAAAGGUUCCACAGAUGCCUUUGUUUGUAGGAGUAAUAUAGAUUGCACCUUUAAAGGUGGCGGUUGGCGGUUGACCAGGUACUGUAACCCAUUAGGUUUUGGAACAGAGCUAAAAUGGCACAGAGAUGGCAAACAGCACUGAUGAUUACUGUGUAAAUCAUGAAUAAGUAAAACCUUUCAAGCACAA
Messenger RNA from Danio rerio (zebrafish), 1937 nucleotides. NCBI's taxonomy places the organism in Eukaryota, Metazoa, Chordata, Actinopteri, Cypriniformes, Danionidae. The record is from RefSeq and is a predicted model, not a curated record.